This is a messenger RNA of Pocillopora verrucosa, 3280 nucleotides long. RefSeq lists its product as uncharacterized. The record is from RefSeq and is a predicted model, not a curated record. NCBI's taxonomy places the organism in Eukaryota, Metazoa, Cnidaria, Anthozoa, Scleractinia, Pocilloporidae.
AAAUUAUCUGUAAAAGAGUUUAGAAGGAACUGUCUAAUUGGAACAUGAAUAUUGAUGAUUCGCAGCUUUGUUCUUUUCAUGCAUAAUUUCGUUGCGAAGUAAACGGGGAAAUUAGUUGACAUCGAAUCGAACGCGCGGCUCUUUCGUACUCAAAACAUUCGUAUCGAAUACGCGUUGAUUGCCUCUGCAAGCCAAUUUGACGGAGUUUCGGUCGAUUCUUUGGAGAAACGCAGAACAGUUUAAACCUGAUAUCAAAUGAUUUGCUUUCACCCAAAUAAGCAUGGAUGGGACUAUACACUACAAUGAGCCAGCUGACUGAGAUGCAUGUACAAAUCACUGAUGGUCUGUCUGUUGGGGAUCAGGAGAGUGACUGUGAUGAUGACGACAGGCGGGAAUUGAUCAGUCAUUAUGCCAAUGACAAGUACCUCAGUAAAUGGGAAGUGGCUGAAGAGGAAGAAGAGAUUGAAGAGGAAACAGAAAAGUUGGAUGAGAAAGAGCCAAGUAUAGAAAACUCAGAGAAGAAAGAGGCAGCCGGAGACAAAACUGUCCAACGUUUAGUGACAGCCAGUGACUGUGAUGAUCUCUCUCUUGUGUCAUACAACAGUGUUAGGGACUGUAACCCAUCAGCUGCUCCAAAGACAGCCCCCAAAUCAGUACAUCAUCACCUAGGACUGCUGUCUGAGUCCACUGGUGACGGAUUGAAGCUUUGGCAAGGUUACGGAGGAAACAUUUAUUUUAAUGCCGUCCGUUGUCAAUCAAUGCGGAUCAACAGUGCCAAGUAUGGAAAACUGAAAAAAGACUUUACAAAAAGAUGGAAAUCUAAAUCUUGCACCCCAUUGAACAGAAAAGAUGGUUAUCAGACACAAUUAUUGAGUUCAGCCAAAUCAGAUAUGGACAUAGCGAUACCCUCCAGCAGCAAUUUAGGCAGUCUACGUAUGAGGUCUUGUAAGGAGAAGAAAUGCAAGACAGCCACGUGUAGACACAGCGAAAUUCCUAAACCUCUAACCGGGAAGAUAUGUAAGGGGUUCAGUGAAAAACUUUUAACUGAAACGUUUAAGCGGCUACAGGAAGAUGGUGGUUAUGGACUGAAAGGGGAAUCUUUAUCCGUAUCUGGGGGACAAGUUGGCGAUGCACUGAUCGAUCCUAUAGAUAAAGUGAGGCAAUUUAAUACUCAGUUGAAAGGUAGAGACAUUGCAGUGAGUUUGGAGAGAGGCUUCCCUACCUUACUCUCAGAUAGUUCAUUUUUCUCACACAGUGACCACAGAAGUUCAACUGUGGUCACUGCCAACGCAGACCCAUUUGUGAAGCUUCCUGUUCUUGGGAACACUGACGGGAAACACGGAAAUAGCAAAACCGAGAAUGGAAGCUCAAGUGAGAACAAUUCGAACGAGCCGAGGCCUGUGUUCAUUAUUCCAUUUGGUGCAUUUGAUGAUCCUGUAGACAGUGAACCUGAAUUAAAACGAAAAGCAGAUAGAAGAGAGAAGCCUUUAUCUAAGAGCCUUACAGAUCGAAAUAACAAUUCGCCAGGGUCUUUAAAAGAGGCGAAAAAUUCUCUGGAAAAACUGGACGAUUCUGUUAUAACAGAAUGCCUCGUAGAUAAAGUUGCAGACGGCAGUGCCUAUAGUCAAGAAAACGAUCAAAAUUCAGUCAAGUAUUCAGUAGCAUCCUCUGGUGUUGUCAAGGAUGAAAAGGCGUCAUGUAGCCCUCGAUCAGCCAAACAAACUGUACCCGACUUUCAUCUAAAGAGAGAAAUAAGCAACCUUUCUCUGAGUAAUUAUCUGAAGGCUGUACCCACACGAAGUUCACAGGAACAGGAUAGUCUGACAUCUCCCAGGUCAAAUCUGAUGCCAAAGAUUAGCUACACCAAACGAUCGCGAGCCUUGCCGACAUUUUACAUGGUGAACAAUUCCUUGCAUCAAGUAAAUCACACUGGAUUCAAUUCACCGCGGGCGAAUACCUCUCAGGUAUAUGGUGGAUAUUUUCCGACAACAGGCCGAAAUGAAUCGAAAGUGUUUUACGCAGAGAUCAGCACCAGUUCAGAGAAGAACUCCUCGCCAAGUGGUGAUGAUAAAAUGCAAGGAUUCUUGAGAAGAACGAGAAGCACAAGCCCCAAGAAAGUUCUUUCAAACUCUCGCAUUCCGUUUUUGAAGACCAAUUACCUAUCCAGAAAGUCACUCUCACGAAAAAGUGUGGAACGAUCGCCAAGAGCUCAAAACUCACUAAAAUCUGACCAGAGUUUAUUGCACGUACCUGUUACAGGACACCAAUUUUCGAGGUUGAGUGGAGUCAGUGAUAGAUAAUUAUUUUGCCCUCUGGUGCGGUGAAAAUGAGACGGGGUCAAACGUUUGCGCAUGUGUGAGCGUUGAAACGGCUUAGAGUCUCCAAAAAUGGUCUUCCUACAUCGUGCUCACAGGCUGUCAAAAACCAGGUCUCACUAGAAUUUGAAAUAGCUUAAGUUUUUUCUCCAAAAAUUUUAUUUCCCUAUAAAGAUUUCUUAACAGUGAAUGGUUUGGAGACUUCUGCGAAAUUUUAGCUUUCGUGAAUUUUGUGGGGCACCGGUUGGUUUUAUGGAGGUCUUCGUAUAGAAUUUGCGCGGGAAAUUGGUGCGCUCCUGGCAGUGAUUUUUUGCGCAUGCCCACCGUUUGACCGCUGCCUCGACAGUAGACCUAGACAGGCUGUAAUCAGGCAAUCAGUGGCAAUAUGCAGGUUUGGAAAGAGUUUUCAAGGCUGUGUUUACGCUUGCAAGUUUUCCUCGGCAAGUGCUGUUAUCGGACUCCUCAGGUUUUCAACAAAAACUGAGAUUUGCCAAGAGAAAAAGUUAGAAAUUUGUUAGUGACGUGAACGACAUGAAGAUGACGUGACAUGACUUGAAGAUAACGUGACGUGAUAAAGACGUGAAGUGAAGACGACACUGAAAAAUCUGCAGUAGUUUUAAGUGGAAUUCUACUCUAACAAAUGUUCCUGAACCAGUGUCUUAUCGAGACCGUUGAAUAGACCAUGUAUUAGCGUGACUGUUUAGAUCUUUUAUAUCCAGCACUUCCUUUAAGAUCAGAAUUUAAAGAGUAAAUAAUAUAAAUAAUAGCUUAAUAUGAUCGAUGAAACCCCAUAGGGGCUUAUGAAUUGAUAUAGUGUUAAUAUAUGUGUUCCCAUACUUUUGAUACGAGCAUGAACGGUGUACCAAGAAUUGUGAAAGAGUGGUACGAUGAUGAAUAUCGUGACUUACCUACCCAUUUAAUAUCUAGGGGUGCUUUAAUUAUACGAAAGAUGUGUUUGUUGUUAA